AUGGGCCUGAGUAUUUAUAUCAACACAUCCAGCUCAGAAGGCUCUGCCCGCCUUGAAGUUGGCACUUCAGAAGUGGUGGAAAGAACCUCGUUCAGUCCCAGGUCCAGUCACCUGCUCCAACUGACCUCCUUGGAUAGUGCGAACUUGUACCAACUCCAGUAUCUCAUGGUCAUUGACCUGUUUUUUUCUUGCGAUUGUCCCAUGAACUUCAGCUUCUUUUCGCAUGCUGCUUGGCCGGGUCCAGAGACUUCCGGCAGAAACUUCUUCACAGAUGAGACCGACAAGCUCUUGGAUCAAGGGCGUCGACUGAAAAAAUUCAGGGCGUGA
Messenger RNA from Durusdinium trenchii, 327 nucleotides. The record is from the annotation of a GenBank genome assembly. Lineage: Eukaryota; Dinophyceae; Suessiales; Symbiodiniaceae.